Messenger RNA from Salvelinus fontinalis (brook trout), 1986 nucleotides. RefSeq names its product collagen alpha-1(I) chain-like. Lineage: Eukaryota; Metazoa; Chordata; Actinopteri; Salmoniformes; Salmonidae. The transcript has 33 exons. The coding region runs from base 1 to 1986 and encodes 661 amino acids. The record is from RefSeq and is a predicted model, not a curated record.
AUGGACGAGGGAUUCCAGGGCAUUGCUGGAGAGCCAGGUCCAGAUGGCCCCUCAGGACCUCCGGGCCCACCUGGACGGAUAGGACCGACAGGUAUCCCUGGGCCUCUGGGAGAGAGGGGCUUCACUGGGAAGGAAGGUGUGGAGGGACCACAGGGCUCAGUAGGCACGUAUGGUUUCCCGGGUAACGUGGGAAUGCGUGGUACAACAGCUCACAUGGGAGAGAGAGGAGAGACCGGUGUGAGAGGCCUGCCUGGUCCUUCUGGGAAGCCUGGACCUCCAGGUUUAUCAGGACCUCCUGGGGAGAGAGGACCUCCAGGACCUCAGGGUCGGCUGGGGGAUCUGGGACCCACAGGGUCAGAGGGCCUACAGGGACCCCCGGGUCUGCAGGGUUCAGAUGGAGGGACAGGGAAGCCGGGGCCCAGGGGAAGCAGAGGGCCUCCGGGGACACAAGGUCCUGACGGACCAGCAGGAACCUCAGGAAUUUCAGGUGCUGGUGGACUCAUAGGACCAGCAGGGGAAAGAGGAGAAAUGGGUAUGCUGGGACCUCAUGGGGAUCUUGGUCCUCCUGGACUGGAUGGGGAACAGGGUACUCCUGGCCAAUCAGGGUUGGAGGGGCCACCAGGAACGAAAGGGGAACAGGGGGACCUAGGGCCUUGUGGGAAGUUUGGUCCUCCAGGGCAGCCUGGAGAUCGAGGCCUACAGGGGCUCAAAGGGUUGCAAGGCUCUCGUGGACAAAUGGGAAAAGAGGGUGAUGUUGGACCUACUGGCGAUGCUGGUGGUCCAGGUUUCAAAGGGGAGAAGGGUGAUGUGGGGCCUCUGGGGCCAACAGGGCGGAAUGGUCCAUGGGGGGCGCUGGGGGAGAAUGGGGAGAAGGGACCAAAAGGAGAAAAGGCCCACAUCGGACUUAUGGGUCAGCCAGGAUUUAUGGGAGGACUAGGACCUGCAGGCUUGUCAGGGCUACAGGGUAUCAUGGGCCCCAGGGGGCCUCCAGGGCCAGAUGGACCUGAAGGAGAGAAGGGCCAGUCUGGGUCUGGCGGAGCCAUCGGACGUCCUGGCAGAACAGGGCCUCCGGGGGUGGCUGGAGUCUCAGGGGUCAGAGGUGACCCAGGGAAGCCAAGAGCACAGGGUCCAGUUGGGAAGGUUGGGCCUGAGGGAGACUUGGGCCAUAAAGGUGAGCCAGGGCCAGACGGGGAAAAAGGGGAGCCAGGGGGAUCAGGCGAGCCAGGAGAACAGGGGCUCGACGGUCUGCCAGGCAUCAGAGGGCCACCAGCACUUCCUGGUUUAGAGGGGCUACAGGGUGAGGUGGGAGCCCAGGGGCCAGAAGGUCCCGUUGGGGUGCUGGGUGUCAGGGGAAGCCAAGGACCUGAGGGACAACAGGGACUGAAAGGAGAGAAGGGAGAUGACGGCAGAGAUGGAUCACCUGGAAAGACAGGUCACAUCGGAAGGAGGGGGAAAAGAGGCAAGGCUGGAAUCAGGGGCACAAGAGGAGAGAGAGGACCAAAGGGGAAAAGGGGAAAUGUGGGAUUGAUUGGUCCUCCAGGAUGGGCAGGGUCUAUAGGAAUCCCAGGCUUGCGAGGAGACGGAGGGGAUCAGGGUGAUAUAGGGAGCAAGGGAGAGAAAGGGGACAUAGGGCCGCUCGGUCCACCAGGGGGUGAUGGCCUAAAGGGUAGUCAGGGUCCUGUUGGGGUGCCAGGACAGACAGGUCCUAAGGGAGAUCAGGGGAAUAUUGGACCUUCUGGGCCAAGAGGAACACCUGGGAUGCCAGGACUACCUGGUUUGUUUGGAGAAAAGGGUUUGAAAGGAUUUGAGGGAUAUCCUGGGCAACCUGGUAAGAGGGGCCUGCCGGGGGCACCUGGACUCCCAGGACUUCCAGGUCCUUCAGUGAAUAUGACCCUCACUCAACUCAAGGCAAGUCAUUCAUCUUCGGCAAGUAGGACUGUGUCCCAAAAGCCACUAGAUGAAGUGGUGAAAGGAAUAACUCCAUAA